Quercus lobata is the source of this 2453-nucleotide messenger RNA. RefSeq names its product kinesin-like protein KIN-14M. Gene Ontology annotation, molecular function: microtubule binding; ATP hydrolysis activity; microtubule motor activity. The coding region runs from base 289 to 909 and encodes 206 amino acids. Gene Ontology annotation, biological process: microtubule-based movement. Gene Ontology annotation, cellular component: kinesin complex; microtubule. NCBI's taxonomy places the organism in Eukaryota, Viridiplantae, Streptophyta, Magnoliopsida, Fagales, Fagaceae. The record is from RefSeq and is a predicted model, not a curated record. The transcript is spliced from 8 exons.
CUCACUUCUCUCACUCUCAGUGUUCUCACUUCUCCCUUCUCUCAAGUCUCACGCCUCUCAACUCUCAAGACUCACCGUCAAGCGGCCUCACCGUCUCACACUCUCACCCACUCUGCGAGUCACGCGGCACGCCUCUCUGCCUCGCCCUCUCACGCCUCUCUGCCCGCUCACUCUCUCUGCCUCCACGCUCGCUGCCACGCCCACGAUCACGCCCUCAAGCAUAACGGCGCCACGCCCACGAUCUUCUCUUCGCCCGAUCAGGGAGAAAUUUCUGGACCUUAGAGACAAAUGUUGCAAUUUACUUGGUAUGGUUGUGAUCGUGGACCUCUGAAGUGCUGGGUUUUUUUCAUUAUUUUUUCCCUCUCGUUCUCGCCCUCUGAAGUGCUCUGUUCUCUGCUUCUCGGCUUCGUCAGAUUCUCCAUUCAUGUUCAUGGCUUCAUCUCAGGUUCUGUGUUCCGUGACUUCACUGUUUCCAUCUUCACUUAUGACCAGAUGGGGUCUGGUAAAACGCAUACCAUGGUGGGCAGCCAAGAAGACUUUGAGAAGAGGGGGCUUAUACCACGUUCAUUAGAACAGAUUUUUGACACCGGUCAAUUCCACAAAAAGAGUGGUUGGACGUACAAAGUGGAGGUUUCAAUGGUUGAACUAUCCAGACAUGGAUACUUCGAUUUGUCAUCAAAAAAGGACAAAAUUGAAACUCCAAAUCUUUCGAAAAAAGUUGAUGUUUCGUGUUUGAAAGAUGCUUUACAGCAUUUCCAGAUGGCUAUAGCAAGAAGGAUCUCAUGCUUACAUCCAAGGGAGUGUUACACUAUUGAUCUGUCUGGGAGUGAGCCAAUGGACAGCACUUACCAUUCGCAACUGGACAAUCCUAAUGUUGAUUCGUAUGAAGAAUCUAAGUGUAUCCUUUGAUCUUAUAAUAGAAGAAGCGGAGGAGGAGACGUGAGCAAACAUCACGAUCUUUGGCCCUUCGAGGUAAUACUGUAUGCAUAAAUAGGAAAAGCAUCAACUACAUAGAAACUAAAACUUUCAUUUAAAUGUUCGAGAAGUUAAGACCAUUUUGUAGUGGUACUUUGGGUUAAGUAAUGUGUUUGGGCAUGGUGAGAGUGUGUAAUUAAGUGUGUGUGUGUUUAACAGUUAGUUUGUUUCUAAAAAAAAAAAAAAUGUAAGAGAAGUUAAAACCAAUAGUUGUACCUGCAAAUAUUUAAAUAGCCGCUGCUUAUAGAAAACUUGUGCACCAACCGGCUCUUUGCCACCACGUCUCUCAACACUUGACCCAAAUUGAAAAGGGAACCCUUGAUAAACUAAAUGCAACAAAUAAUCCGAAAAAGGGAACUUUUAAUGUACUAAAUGCAACAAAUGAAAAAGAAGAAAACUAUUAACAAAUUGAAGUGAAUGGUUAAUAAAAUUCAAUAGAGACCUUAGAUUCUUCAUACGAAUCAACAUUAGGAUUGUCCAGUUGCGAAUGGUAAGUGCUGUCCAUUGGCUCACUCCUAGCCAGAUCAAUAGUGUAACGCUCCCUCGGAUGUAAGCAUGGGAUCCUAGAAAAGCAAGAAAAUAUUUCAACAUAUAAAAUUGGCAAAAGAGAGAAAAAGUAGCUCAAAUAAAACAAUACAAAAAAACUGUUGUGAAACAGGAUAAUUUACUCAACUUAAAAGAUUAAGUCAAUUCAAGACGACCACAUAUCCAUGUCUCACGCUAACUUCACAGUACACACACCAAAUUAAGCAAUUAAGGUAAACCCUAUUCGUGCAUUCCUAGUGUGCAGUAAAAGCAACUUAAUAGUCAAAUAUUUCUUUUGCCAAGCAGCCACAAAAAUGAUCAAUUGCUCCCAAAACCUAAAACGGAAGGAAUACAUUAACUAUCUUCAAGUUUAUGUCUAGAAUACAUAAUCUCUAGGCUUAUGAGAGGAACUACGCUCCAAUCCACUAAUUAGUCGUGAUUUGUGAAGAUUUGAAGCCAUUCUGUAAACUUGGAAGUCAAUGUUGCACACGUGACCACAAAUUCAACUGAUAAAUUACGUUUGUUCCAAAAACUUAAGUUAUUAGGAUAUGGAGAAUUUAAUCAAAUCCUCGUACAACCCAAUUACCUUCUUGCUAUAGCCAUCCGGAAAUGCUGUAAAGCAUCUUUCAAACACGAAACAUCAACUUUUUUCGAAAGAUUUGGAGUUUCAAUUUUGUCCUUUUUUGAUGACAAAUCGAAGAAUCCAUGUCUAGAUAGUUCAACCAUUGAAACCUACACAUAUUUAGAAGAAUUUGUUAAAUGUUUUACUAGAAAAUAUAAGUAGAUCAAAAACAAAAAGGGUCCCUUUUGUCCAAUAGGCAGGUAGCUUUGGAGUGUUUGGUCUCCAUUUCAUCAUACGCAACUCAGGUAUCCUCGUAUAUGUUUCCCCCAGUUGUCACACCAGACAGUGAGGUCCUCGGCAGGAAAUGUGGAGGUCAUGAGGUUAAUUGAAG